AUGCCCACAUCUGUAUCAGUAAGGGAGUUUGCAACCCAAGACACAGAUCCGGGGCUAUGGGAUAUUAGCAAUACUAGUACAGUGGAUUACUGGAUUCGUAGUGGGCCGACAGCAUGCCAGAAUCAUGACUGCAACCUUUUAAACUCAGGCAGAGUGUAUAAGGGAACUGGAAGAGAAAAUACACAGACAAGGUAUUUGUCAAAGAAUCUGUUUAAACGUGAAUUGCGGAAUGGCGAGUGUGUAAAGCGUGAAUGGCUACUCUAUUCGCCAUCCCAAGGUCGUUUGUACUGCUUUGCAUGUCGCCUAUUUUCCAAGACAGAAUCUCCCUUUGCUACAUCAGGAUAUAAUGACUGGAAACACAGCAAUGUUAUUGGUGAACAUGAAAAUGGAGAAGAACAUCGCAAGUGCAUGACGGCAUAUUUUAUUCGCCAUAAAGAAACUGGAAAUGUUGAUACACUAUUACUUCAACAACUUCGCUCAGAGCAGGAGUAUUGGCAUAAAGUGUUGACACGAGUGGUUUCUGUAAUUCGCUUUCUUGCCUCCAGAGGUUUGCCAUUUCGUGGAGAAAACCAAAUAAUUGGGUCUGCUAAAAAUGGAAACUAUUUGGGUAUUCUUGAGCUGUUAAGUGAAUUUGACCCUUUUUUGUAUGGGAAUCCAGGAAAGGGGAACCCAUCAUAUUUAUCAGCAAACAUUUGUGAGGAAUUCAUUGAAAUAAUGGGACAACAUGUUCUUUCUGCUAUUCUUGAAGAAAUAAAAGAAUCAAAAUAUUAUUCAAUAAGUGUAGAUUCCACUCCAGACAUCUCACACACCGAUCAACUGACAUUUACUGUCCGGUACAUUCGAGGAUGUGAACCCGUGGAACGUUUUCUUAAGUUCAUCCCCAUCUUUUCUCAUGGAGCAAAGAAUCUUGCCGACACUGUUGUGGGAUUCCUUAAGGAGAACAAAAUUCCACUAUCCAACUGCCGUGGUCAGUCAUAUGACAAUGCCUCAAAUAUGUCUGGACGCUAUACUGGAUUGCAAGCACGGAUUCUUCAGUUGAAUGAGUUUGCCAUGUAUGUCCCCUGUGCUGGACACAGCUUGAACCUGGUGGGAGUAAAAGCAGCAGAGUGUUGUCUACAGUGUGUAAAAUUCUUCGACUUUGUUCAGUGUCUUUAUUCAUUCUUCUCUGCUUCCACACAUCGAUGGAAUAUUCUUGCAACAUCUCUUGGGAAAAACAUUGUGGUCAAGCGUCUGUCUGACACAAGAUGGUCGGCACAUUUUGAUGCUGUUCAUGCUUUACAUGAGGGUUUUGAGAAAAUUAAAAAUGCACUAGAUUCUGUAUCAGCUGACACUGAACAGGAAGUAAAUACAAGGCGAGAGGCAAAAGGAUUGAGUGACAAAAUGGAAAACCUGGAAACGAUCUUCCUCACAAUUCUUUGGAAUGACGUUCUUGAAAGAGUCAACAAAACAAGCAAGGUCGUGCAAUCAGAGGAUAUGAAUAUACUUGUUGCCAUGAACCUUCUUGAGUCUCUAAAAACUUAUCUUCAGGAUACUAGAGACAGAUUUAGUGCAUAUGAAUUGAAAGCCAGGAGUAGGUGUCCAGAUUCAGAAUAUAAGGAAAAACGGGAAGGAAAGCGAAGUGUACGCCUCACUAGAUAUGACGGAUCAGAAGAAGAGGUACUUCUCAGUAAAAGUGAAAAGUUUAAGGUGGAAACAUUCCUUCCUGUUCUGGACUCUCUAAUUCCUGCACUGACAAAACGUGCAGAAGCUUAUUCAUCGAUUGGAAAUAUGUUUUCAUUCUUCUGUGAAUUAAAAACAAUUCGUUCUGAUGACCUAAAAAAAAGGUGUGAAUACCUGGCUAAUGUUUAUCACAAAGAUCUUGAUUAUGGUGACCUACUAAAUGAAUGUGAGCAUCUCAAGCACUACAUGAUUCUUGAUCAAAAUUGUGAGACUCUUCCUGCAUUGUACAGAAAAAUAAUUUCAGACAACUUGAAAUCUGUUUUUCCGAAUGUGGAAAUUGCACUCAGAGUGUUCAUGUGCAUGAUGGUGACCAACUGUGCAGGAGAGCGUUCGUUCUCAAGAUUGAAACUGAUAAAAAAUGAGCUUCGCAGCACAAUGGGGCAGCAUCGUUUGAACUGGCUUUCACUAAUGUGCAUUGAAAAUGACAUCCUAAAAACCAUUGACUUCAAGCCAGUUAUAAAGGAAUUCAGUACAAAAAAGUGUCGCAAAUUUAAUAAAUGA
This is a messenger RNA of Bufo bufo (common toad), 2220 nucleotides long. RefSeq names its product zinc finger MYM-type protein 1-like. The transcript has a single exon. The coding region runs from base 1 to 2220 and encodes 739 amino acids. Gene Ontology annotation, molecular function: protein dimerization activity. The record is from RefSeq and is a predicted model, not a curated record. Lineage: Eukaryota; Metazoa; Chordata; Amphibia; Anura; Bufonidae.